AUGGCUCGAUCAUCACGCCCACCCAAAGGCUUUCGUUCUUUACUCAUCAAAACCUUCACAUUUGUCACAGUCUCGAAGCAGCAAUCAAACAUAGAAAUAAUCGACCUUCGGGAUCCGUCCUUGUUCUUUAUUUAAAUCACUUCCAUUUAUCGAGUUUGUUAGUCUUAGAGAAGAAACUAAGAGAAAAAUGGUGAUGGCUUUGAAUCAGAUCGUAGUUUCGUCUUCUUCUUACGCCUAUCGUCCUCGUCAAGCUCGUGGAUCCAGAUCUUCCAUUGCUUCUUCGAUUCGUUCCGCUACUACAGAGGUUACCAACGGAAGGAAGCUCUACAUCCCUCCACGAGAAGUGCAUGUCCAAGUUAAACACUCCAUGCCGCCACAAAAACUCGAGAUCUUCAAAUCCUUGGAAGGAUGGGCUGAUGAGACACUCUUGACCUACUUAAAACCCGUCGAGAAGUCGUGGCAGCCGACUGAUUUUCUCCCGGAAGCUGAGUCGGAAGGGUUCUACGACCAAGUCAAGGAGCUGAGGGAACGGUGUAAGGAGCUUCCCGACGAGUAUUUCGUGGUGCUUGUUGGUGAUAUGAUCACUGAAGAAGCGCUUCCGACUUACCAGACCAUGUUGAACACGUUGGAUGGUGUUAGGGAUGAGACGGGAGCUAGUCCUACUCCUUGGGCGGUGUGGACUAGGGCGUGGACUGCUGAAGAGAAUAGGCAUGGGGAUUUGCUUAACAAGUAUCUUUAUUUGUCUGGGAGAGUUGACAUGAGGCAGAUUGAGAAGACUAUUCAGUACCUUAUUGGCUCUGGAAUGGAUCCAAAAACUGAAAACAACCCUUACUUGGGUUUCAUCUACACAUCCUUUCAAGAAAGAGCGACCUUCAUCUCCCACGGAAACACUGCCAGACAUGCGAAAGAUCUUGGAGAUUUGAAACUUGCGCAGAUAUGCGGGACCAUUGCUGCUGACGAGAAGCGCCACGAGACUGCUUACACCAAGAUUGUGGAGAAGCUCUUCGAAAUCGACGCUGAUGGCACCAUCUUGGGAUUGGCUGAUAUGAUGAAGAAAAAGAUCUCGAUGCCUGCGCAUUUGAUGUAUGAUGGACAAGAUGAUAACCUGUUUGAGCACUUCUCGACCGUUGCACAGAGGCUCGGUGUUUACACCGCCAAGGACUAUGCUGAUAUUCUGGAGUUUCUUGUUGAACGGUGGAACGUUGAGACUUUGUCAGGCCUUUCUAGUGAAGGACACAAGGCUCAGGACUUUGUCUGCGGACUACCUGCAAGGAUCCGCAAGAUUGAAGAGAGAGCUCAAGGAAGAGCCAAAGAAGCAGCCAAAAACGUACCGCUCAGCUGGAUUUUUGGUCGAGAGAUUAGGGCUUAAGUAAACAUCUCUCUUCCAAAUGAUCCCUGAGUAAGCCAUAGACUUCUUCACCGAUGACGUACCAGUCUUAAGACAAGUCAGAGUUCAUUUCAAUAUGUUUUGUUUUAUACAGAACAUUGUAGAUAAGGUUAUGUUUCUUGUUUGAAUUAGUCGAAGACCAUAAAAUGCUGUUUUGAGUGUUCCUAGAGAUAAUGUCUGGUUACCAAGAACAAAGACUUUUAAGAGUUUGGUUUUCUAUUUUCGA
This is a messenger RNA of Brassica oleracea var. oleracea, 1613 nucleotides long. Its product is annotated as acyl-[acyl-carrier-protein] desaturase 5, chloroplastic. Gene Ontology annotation, cellular component: chloroplast stroma. The transcript is spliced from 4 exons. Lineage: Eukaryota; Viridiplantae; Streptophyta; Magnoliopsida; Brassicales; Brassicaceae. Gene Ontology annotation, molecular function: stearoyl-[ACP] desaturase activity. Bases 188 to 1369 code for a protein of 393 amino acids. Gene Ontology annotation, biological process: fatty acid metabolic process. The record is from RefSeq and is a predicted model, not a curated record.